CCCGCCCCCAACGGGUAGCAAGUUUCUGCUGUAUCGCCUACAAGCUGGACAUUGGGCAAUUUACACAUCAAAAUUCUUGACUACACUGCCCUUUCCCCACAAUGGCCUCCUCCUCAUCAGUUGGAGAUAAUCAACUGCAGAGGAUAAUCCGAGAUCUGCAUGAUGCUGUGUCAGAGUUGAGUAAAGAACACAACGAGUGUGGUGAACCCGUAACUGAUGACAGCUCCUACCUGCACAAGUUCUUCUACAAACUAGAAUACCUGCUGCAGUUUGACCAGAAAGAGAAGACAACCUUUCUUGGUCAGAGGAAGGACUACUGGGAUUACUUCUGCGACUGCCUGAUUAAGAUCAAGGGAGCUAACGAUGGCAUCCGUUUUGUUAAGUCCAUCCCUGAGUUGAAGACAUCACUGGGGAAAGGAAGGGCCUUCAUUCGCUACUCACUUGUUCACCAGCGUCUUGCUGACACACUGCAGCAGUGUCUUAUAAACCAGAAGGUCACAAGUGACUGGUAUUAUGCUCGGAGUCCCUUCCUCAAGUCUCACCUCACUGCUGACAUAAUCAACCAUCUUUAUGAGCUCAACCAGAUCCAAUUUGAUGUGGCAGCCAGAGGUUACGACCUUGAUGCAGAUUGGCCAAAAUUUGCAAGGAGAACAUUAGGCACUGCCUCACCAGCAUCUCUGUGGAGGCCUCCCAGUCGCUGCUCCAGCAUCAACAGCCUCAUUAGCAGCUACUCACACUCACAGGCGCAGGAGUUUCUUCCAAUCCCAGACUUGAGUCAAAGUCUCCUGGGUGAACUAGGGGAACUGGGGGAACCGUCUCCUUGCAGCAUCGCAGAGAACCUCCGCAUUGAGCUCGACCAGUCGGAGCUCAGACAGCAAGAGCUUCUGAUCCAGGUUCAGGAGUUCGGGAAAGAAGCUACUGCGCUCAAAGGUGUGGUUAAAGACCUUCAAGGCCAGCUGUUAGCAGUUCAGAAGUCCUCUAGCCACUCUGUAUCUACUGCAGCCCAAAGUAACCAAGAAACAGAAAAUCAGGAGAGAGCAAAUCACCUUCAAACCUGUAGGGAAGCAAUAAACAGUGAACUUCACGACAGACUCACAGCUGCUGAGAACAAAAAUAUGGAGCUUCUUUCUAAGUUGGAUGAGGCUCUCAAAGAAAAGGGACAACAAACCGCUAGCUAUUGCAACUCGGCCUGGAAAAUCCAGGAGCUCCUGGAUAAACAAAAGACCACUGAGGAGGAAAGGUUGGAGGUGAAAAGAGAGGCUGAGGACAGGACCAGGCACUCUGAGCGUUUGUCCCAGGAACUAAAACUCAGGGAAGAAGAGUUGAGGAACAGUGAGGAAAAGCUGGCUGAAGUAACAGCCCGAGCUCAUGACGAACGUGAGGAGGCACUCAAACGGUUGGAGGAGCUCCAAAGUGCAGUCAGGCGAAUUCAGGGGGUGCUGAGUUUGAAAGAGAAGGAGACGGGGAACUUGAGAGCCCAGCUUCAGGAUUUACAAUCAUCACUGGAGUGCAGAGAACGGCAGGCGGAGGACCUGAGGAAAAGACUUCAUGAGGAGAGGGAAGAGGUAGAGCAGAGAUGGAGCAUGAGUAGUAGCCAGAAUGAGGAACUGGAGACCCAGCUCUUGGAUCAAAGAAGAGCCCUAAAAAACAGAGAGAAAGAGCUUGCCGUUAGUUCAGAGAGAAUCAAAAAUUUAGAGGAGCAGUUGGAGAAGCUAAAUGUUGAGAAAGAAAAUCUGAGCUCGAGACUUGCUGAUAAUGAAGUUGUUUUCUCUGAGAAAAUUGAGGACUACAAAACCAAAUGCAGCAAUCUCAUGGAAAUAAACGCUAAGCUACUCCAAUCAGUUACGAAGAGUGAAGGGAGCAUUACAGAGCUGACUGAGAGCAGGGAAGCCUUGUUAGAGCAGCUAGCUUCUCUUAGGGCUUCUGAAAAACACUUAAAGGGCCGAGUUGAGGCUGCAAAGAUGUGUGCGGAAGAUCGAGAGAAGAAGCUCCUAGAUGAAAACCUGCAUUUGGAGGAGACGGCCCAGAAGACGCUUAUCCAGAAGGAAGUAUCUAAUGCUCAAUUAAAGAAGCUCGAGCAUGAGAACAGAGAGCUUUUUGAGGUCCAGUCCUCGUUAAAUAAACAGUUAGCCACAACUCAACAAGAACUGGACUUAUUCACUGCCAAAGCUGCAAAGUUGGACCAGAACCUCAUUGUGUCCCAAAGAAGCCAAGCAGAGUUACUUGAAAAACUCCAAGAAACUGAGGCUAAACUGAAAGAACAGACUGUUGAAUGUGGGCGUCUGCAAGUUAGAGCAGAGGACCUGGAGAGCAGGACAGAGGAGCUGCACAAUGAAAAAGGAGCUGCAGAGAGCAAUGAAAAAGUGCAGAAGCUUCAUGAUGAGCAUCAGACAUCCUCAAUGGAAACCAAAGAGGCCCCGUUCAGACUAGUUAUCGCUGAGGCUCAACUGGAGCUCAAUCUAAGGGAGGUGCAGCGGCUCCAGGAAGAGGUGGUGGAGCUCAGGGCUCAGCUUCUAGCAGGAACUGAGGAGAGGAUGAAGGUUCAGGCACUGCAGGAGGUGACCGAGUCCUCUAGAGAGGACCUCCGUGUCUUAGCAGAACAACUGAAAGCCCAGGUAGAAGAGCUAAAUCGCCGGCAUGUGGAUGAGAUUCUUCGAUCCCGGGAGCGAGAGGAGGCUCUUAUGCGGGAGCGUGACGGAGAGGCUCAGGCUCGGGCAGGUCUGGCUGCAGAGGUGACUGCCUCCAGAGAGGAGCUCAAUAAACUGAAGCUGGGUUAUGAAGCCUUGUGUCUGGACAACAGCGAAUCCAGGGAGGCUCUCCAUAGAGCCAACACCGAAACGGCUGAACUUGGUGUGCAUGUGUGUAUGCUAACUGCUGAGAAUGAAGAGGCUCGUCUGCGCUGGGAGGGCUUGUCAACGAGGCUGCAAGAGCUGGACGAGGAGGCAGCUCAGGAGGCAGAGAGGCUGAAUACUUGCAUGGAGCAACUGAGUCGGGAGAAUCAACGGCUCCUCGGUCAGCUCCAUAAUGACGAGGGUUUGUUGGCCACCAAGCAGGAGCUGCAGGGUAAGCUGCAGGAAGCUGAAGCUGUGCAGGAGACGUGCCAGGAGGAGAUCCAGGCACUCCGCUUCCAGUUUAGCAGCCAAGCCCUGAGCUACGACAGCCAGCUCCAGACUGUGAAUCAAGAGUUACAGGAAGUGAAAUUACAGCUGACGACGGAGCAGGAGAAAGUGGUUGACCUGGAGAACAAAUACAAAAAGCUAGAGGCUGAGAAUCAGAGAUAUUGCCAACAGAUUGAGGAGAAAAACAUCCAGAUGGCCGAUUCUGAAAAUCUCAUCCAGCAGAAAGAAGAUGAGAUGAUCCAUCUGAAAGGGAAUCUAUCAAGGUCUAAGGAUGCUCUAGCAGUGGCUCAGCAGACCUGUCAGGAGAUGAGUGAAAAUCUACGGAGAGUCACACAGGACAAACAAAGCUUUGAUCUUAGGACAGCCGCUGAACUCGAUGAUCUUUACCGCACCAAAAUCAAUUUGGAAGAAAGGCUUGUAGAACUCAUCAGGGAGAAAGAUGCACUGUGGCAGAAGACAGAUGCCCUGGAGUUUGAGCAGAAACUGCGGGAUGAGGAGACUGAGAGGGACGUCAACUACUGUCUGGGCUGUCACAGUCAGUUCAGCUGGUGGCUCCGCAAGUACAACUGCAGACUGUGUGGGCGUCCCUUCUGCUACUACUGCUGCAGUAACACAGUGAGCACCCAGCAGGGUGGCCCCAGAGAGCGCUGCUGCAGGGACUGUUACAACCAGCACAGUGCAGUAGUUGAGCGUCACCCACAGGAGGAAGUGACUAACAGCACACCAGGGACACCUUUCAGUCGUUUGCUGCAUGCUGGAAGAGCAAUGACGAGUGUUUUAGGAGCAGUUGAAGGUGACAAGUUGGAUGAUGGUGUUUUUGACAUCAUUUCAGAGGAGGAAGUGAGUGGGGUCUAUGACAGUGACUCCCUCUCUUUUGCCACUGCCUGCUCUCCUGGACACGGGCAGCAGGGGGCAGCACAACUAAACAGCAGUGCCAGUGCAGGAGACCUAACAUCAGAAGAUACGGAGGACCUCAGUGCUGCAGUACAGGAUGCAGAGAUCUGUCUGCUAAAGUCUGGAGACCUCACACUCUCCGUCCACUUCACAGUGAAUGACAUGUCAGGGUUUGGGGACAGCUCCCGAGAGCUCUUCAUCAAGUCCAGCUGUUACAGCACCAUCCCCAUCACCAUGAGUGCUCCUGGUCCUACUGUCUUCUGGACGUUCACUUCUGAACCCAAGAGCAUUUACUUCAGUGUGGUCUACAGGGAGAGUACAGAGACUCCACUAGAGCAGGCCAAGGUCUUGAUCCCACUGACUCGCUGUAACUCUCACAAAGAGACAAUCCAGGGGGAACUGAAAGUCAGAAACGCUGGAGAAUACACACUAAUCUUUGACAACUCUUUCUCCAGGUUCAUCUCAAAGAAAGUGUUGUAUCAUCUGAGUCUAGACAAGCCUGUGGUCUGCGAUGGAACUGACCUCCUCUGAACAUGACCGCAAUGAUGAGAAACAGACAAAGGAAAUGAAGGAGUUGCUCACACCUGCUAAAUAUUCAAAUAAAUUGUGGAUGGUGAUGAGACAGCUACAGAAAAAUCAAGGAAAACAAAAAGUAAGUAUUCAUUAAUUAGAAAAACGUUUAAUUUGGUAUUAAUGCCGCUCAUUUCCUGUUUGUACAAAAUUGUAAAGUGUGUUGAUUUUUUAUGUAUACCAACUGCAGAAAUGGUAUACUCUUACAAUUACAAUGUAAUACGCACUGUAUACAAAUUGUAUGUAGUACGAAAUCAAGAGACAGCUAAAUUGUCUACAAUGCAAAAGGUUUAUUCAGGAUAGUAUUCAAUAGUAACAUGUUGAAGGAGCAAAAGUAACUGACUAGAAGUUAAAGAAAACAAGUGUUUGAAUUGUUUUAAAAAAACACAAUUUAACUCACUGUUCUUUAUCUGUAUUAUUUCAUGUUGAAGGAGAAACCCUUUGAGAUGUAAUACAUGGCUGUAUUGUUUGUGAUGCUAUAUCUCUGUCUAACUGCAGCCAGCAAUGCCAGCAUUCAUUUAACAAGUCCUCAUCAAAGUGCUGUAUCUUCACACACACAUGGAGAAGCUGCAGUGCUGCACAAAGCCCACAUACACAGUGUUUACCCCUAAAUAUUGGCCCAUUUACUAAGAUCAGGCCACAACAAUAUGUAUUUACAUGGUGUUAAGUUACAGAACAGCAAUGGGAAAAAUUCUUUUGAUGUUUGUCCAUGUGUGGAAAUAACAGAGGUGCACCAUGAUGUACCUAUUUAUUCACAAAACUAAACCACAUUUAGGAAAUUAUACAAAACCUUUCCCCAUCAUUUGAAAGUAAAAUACCUUUGGAGGGAUGCUCCAUUUACUCAUUAACAUUUGCAAGAAAAUACAUACUUUGACUGCAAAUUAAACAUGUUUUGUAGGGUUUUUGCAGGGGCUUAGCACAAAAUUCUGGGCCCUGUAAAAAGGUAUUCUCUAUGGACCCCUUCCCACAUCCACGGCUAUUCAUUCUAGCAUCACAUGAGGCCCCUGGGUACUCAGUCCCCUCCCGCCUCCCCCCAGUCAAACACCCCUGCUUGGGUGAACUCACUGCAAGGAGAUAUUGUGACCUAAUGAUAUAUUCCCAAGUGCCCUGUCUGUUACUAAAAUAGAAGCACCACAUUGUGAGCACAGCAUGGGUUCAUUAAGUCCAAGUUUAAGAUUUAAUUAACUACAUGUAUGCUGUGAAAAUACAUGUAAAGUAAACUGGGAACCACAGAGUUCACCAACACACCUCUGUUCAGAUUAAACUUUUUUUUUUUAUUUUUUUUUUUUUUUAAAUGCAGUAUCUGUUUUGUAUUUACAGUUAGACAUACCCACAUACACUUCUGUACAUAAAUAAUAACAAUACCAGACUCAGUGCAUGGUUUAUGUGCUACAUGUAAGUAAAGGAAAUAUUUUCUCUGAUCAUACAUAAAUGCACAGAUACAAGCAAAACGUGACAAUAACUGUACCCAGGGAGCUAAUAAAAUAUAUAUUACAAUAUAUAAUCAGGUGCCUAGAGAUGUAACCCAAAGUCAUCUCUGAUAUCGCUUGGUGUAGAUUAAAUAAUAGAUGUCACAUAGAACAUACAUGGGUGAAGGAUACAUAAACAUAACAUAACAUAAGGAUACAUAACCUUAAUUUUUGUAGCCCAUGCAUGCCAUAAGCCCCUUAAGGCCAAUGUGUGAUAUUGGGCUAUAGAAGUAACAAUGACUAAUGUAGGCUGUCCAAAAUCACUCCCUUGUUCACUCAUUUUUUACUUGUUUACCCUGAAUUUAACAUUUAUAUUUUUACAGGACUUAUUUAUAUUUUCACUACCUUUGUGACUUUAUUUCGCUGUCUAUCUAACUUCCUGUCAAGGAUUUGGAUUAACAUGAUUAAGCAGAUACUGUAAGUCCAGGACUCUUUGAAUCCUCUGUGGACAUACUGUAUAGUAUUUGAAAAUGCUGUUUCCCUCUAGAAAUAUUAUUACUGUAUGUGCUCUUCAAAGAAACACACGCAUUACAGUAUUAAUACCUUACAUAGUCAGCAUUUUCUUUCUGCUCUUGAACUUUACAUUAUUUUUUACAUGCUGUAUAAACCAGAACCCUGUUGUUGUUGUUUUUUUUAAACUUGUUCUCUGUCUCAACUCACCAGACUCGGUGCCCGUCACAGGCUGUUAACAUUUCAUGCUUGUUUGUAUCAUAAGCUUUGGAGUUGCACGGCAUGUCUUCUCUUCAACAAUCCAAAACAAACGUGUGUGUGUGUUUGUGUAUUUGCGUGUAUGUAAGGAACUUCUCAUGUGUGCUGUGUAAUAGUGUAAUGGCUUUUGUUUGUGAAAUAGGCUGAUAUCAAAUGUGUGAUGUAUUAUGAUAAAUUAUGUAACUGUUGUCUUGUUUGUUGUAGCUAUGUGCCAAAUAAACAACUUUUUCCAGCAGC
Molecule: messenger RNA, 6997 nt
Organism: Perca flavescens (yellow perch)
Lineage: Eukaryota; Metazoa; Chordata; Actinopteri; Perciformes; Percidae
Product: FYVE and coiled-coil domain-containing protein 1
Exons: 19
Coding region: 102-4544 (1480 amino acids)
Biological process (GO): positive regulation of autophagosome maturation; plus-end-directed vesicle transport along microtubule
Cellular component (GO): lysosome; autophagosome; late endosome
Molecular function (GO): metal ion binding
Source: RefSeq, a predicted model, not a curated record